UUCACUGGUUGACAACCGGAGCCAACCCAAUAGUAGACCAAAUGUAAUGGGGAAGUUCUGAAACACAAAACUCAAAGAAAAGUUGGGAACCCCAUCAUUUGGAAAGGUUUUUUCAACCAGUCUAGCCUGCGCAUUCUUAUUGAACUUUUGUUUUGGAGGCAUGCAUCACUGACCAACAUGUUGGUGUCACCUGCACACAGAGAGCAUGUAUUAUCAUGGGAAUCCAAGGUGGAACAUGUAGACUGAGACGCUCACACUGACACUAAAUCUAUUAUUUUUGCUGGACGGUCAGCACAGCAUUCCGCUUGACUGAUCAGCGAUGGCCUUGGAGGCAGACAGCGACAGAGGUUCAUCAAGAAGCGCUCAUGAAAAAUAUCCCCGGGCAGCGUUAGAGCGCAACGGCUACGUGAAGACAUGUGUCACCCCGUUGCACCAGGACGCAUGGAGCCAGUCGUGGCUGAGAGUCGCCGUGACAUGGACUUGCCGAAGAGUGUCGUCUGCGGUCUGUGUUGCCUCAGUCUCCGUUAUUCUCGCUCUGCUGCUCAGAUUGGUCGACUGGGAUGCAAGCAGCAGCAGCGACGCAAAUAGCAGCGGCUCUCGUCUUCAUUUCGUGGUAAGCUGCGCUGGGGAGCUGCUCUUGACUGUGUGCGAUUGCGUCUCCCCCGUUUUUACACUCGUAUGUGCCUUCUUCUGGGUCGGGUUUUAUCUGAUUCGUUGCGGGGUGCUCAUCCGCAACGCGGUGUUUUUGUUGGCCGUGUGCAACUUGGGUGAAGCCGCGGCGCAGUCCCUCCUGCGCGGCGCGGAGGAGCAGCUGCUGUCUCUUCCCGCAACCCUGGUAGUCCUCGGCUGCCUGGGCAGCGGGGCUCUGCUGGUCGUCCGGCUGCGUCAGGGAGUGUCCAUCCUCGUCUUCAUUAGCGUCAUCAGGACCGUCUCACUCAUCUCUCUGGGCAGAUUCCGGGCCAGCUGGAGACCCUACCUGGCCUACCUGCUGGGGCUGCUGGGGGUUUUGCUUGCGAGGUAUGCUGACCGGCUCCUGCCGGCCUCAGGGACCAGCGGGACGGGGUGCUGUGGCUCUGUGACCGGGGCGAAGGAGGAUGACAUCCCUGUCUUCAAAAGGAGACGGAGGUCCAGCUCCAUAGCGGCCUCGGAAAUGAUGGCUCACAGUCAGAGCAACAGCAAGUCCCACCGCAGGACUUCGCUGCCUUGCAUUCCGCGGGACCAGUCUUCGGGCACGAAUGUGGUCGUGGACAUCGCAGUGAUGGGGGAGGCCCACGGUCUGAUCUCAGACCUGCUGGCAGACCCUUCGCUGCCCCCCAACACCUGCAGCUCCCUGAAGGCCGUCAGCAACCUCCUCAGCACCCAGAUCAGCCUCCAGCCGCUCCAUCGGCCCCGCAUCCCUGCAGACAUAAACACCUGCUCUGACUCGGAGGAGGGGCCGGAGAAAAUAGAGAGACUGGCCAUUCCAAAGCGUCUAAGACGGAGCUUGCCCCCAGGAUUGCUCAGGAGAAUCUCCUCAACUUGGACCACCACCACCUCAGCUACAGGGCUGCCCACCAUCGAGCCGGGCCCUGUGCGCCGAGACCGCUCAGCCAGCAUCAAACACACCACAGAGAGUGAAUCGUGGAACAACUCCUUGAUGAUGACCAUCUCAAAGAGUCGCUCCAUGUCCGCCUCCUAUGCUGCCAACAUCACCAUCAACCACCUCUACGACAAACCACUGGGAAGACCAGGUUUCCCCCCCUCCAACGUAUCACCUCUGGGCUCUCCGUGCCCAUCUCCUCCCCACCAGGGCACGCCUGCCUCCAGCCCAACCAUCAAGACAUGUUCAGUGCAGCUUCCCGAGCUGGCUGUGCCCCUUUUAGAACAGACCCCUGGCUCUGUGGCCCCCAAGAGCCACCACAGAGCCUUAACUCACAGCCAGAGCGCCCCGAGCUCCACCACCCCUCACUGGCGGCCUGCAUCACUCUGCGGCAGCUGUGGCAGGCCGUUCAACAAUCAAUUGAACCACAGGGGGGAAUCUGUCGACAAAGGGGACAGAAUACCCCAUCCAGGUAAACAGCAGAAUGAGCGCGCAGUAGCUUCCUCAGACUAUGACAGCACCUACGACAGCACCUAUGAGACCAACCACAGUGACAGCAGCGACUUUGCACAGAAUGAUGAGGAGGGAGAGGGAGGCAAGAAGCAGCCUGAAGCCAGGGAAGGUUGCAGGGAGUAUCUGGCAGAGGGCAUCGUUCUUCACCCACUCCUGCCAUCACCAGAGGACAAGCCAAUCUCUGCCCAGGAGCCUCUGGCGGUGUCGGAGCUGGAGCCUCUCUUGUGUCAAAUCAACAACUGGAACUUUCCUAUUUUCAGUCUGAUGGAGAAGACCAAUGGCAAGACAGGCUGCAUCCUUAGUCAGGUUUCCUAUAAGCUCUUCGAGGACACAGGUCUAUUUGAGACCUUCAGAAUUCCUGUACGAGAGUUCAUGAACUACUUCCAUGCUUUGGAGAACGGAUACAGGGUCAUCCCUUAUCAUAACCGGAUCCAUGCCACUGAUGUGCUCCAUGCUGUUUGGUACCUCACCACUCAACCGGUACCGGGUCUGCCGACCCUGCUGACUGAGAAUGGGAUACACACUGACCCAGAGAAUGGCAUUUCUCCUGGUGCCACAGGCUUCCUGGUGUCCAAGAUGAACUCUGUGCUGGAGGACGGCUACAGCUCCCUGGCUGGCCUCAUCCCUGGCCUGGAGCUCAUGGCCCUCUAUGUAGCUGCUGCAAUGCACGAUUAUGACCAUCCUGGAAGGACUAACGCUUUCCUUGUAGCUACAAGUGCUCCGCAGGCUCUUCUGUACAAUGAUCGUUCCGUCUUGGAGAACCACCAUGCAGCUUCAGCGUGGAACCUCUUUAUGUCCCGACCUGAGUUUAACUUCCUGGCAAACCUCGAACAUGUGGAGUUCAAACGCUUCCGCUUCCUAGUUAUUGAAGCCAUCCUGGCCACUGACCUCAAAAAGCACUUUGACUUCCUUGCAGAAUUUAACGCUAAGGUGGGUGAUGAAGGGGUUUCCGGUAUUGAUUGGACCAACGAAAACGACCGGCUGCUGGUGUGCCAGAUGUGCAUCAAGCUGGCUGAUGUCAAUGGACCGCUGAAGUGUAAGGAGCUGCACCUGCAGUGGACAGAGGGCAUCGUCAACGAGUUCUACGAACAAGGUGACGAAGAAGCGAGCCUGGGCCUUCCCAUCAGCCCUUUCAUGGACCGGUCCGCUCCACAGCUCGCUAAACUGCAGGAGUCGUUCAUCACUCACAUCGUGGGGCCUCUGUGCUCCUCCUACAACUCUGCUGCUCUUAUGCCGGGACGCUGGGUUGACCCCCCUGAGGGAGAAACAGAUGCAGAAGAGGCGAAGGAGGGACUCGAUACAGAAGACGAAGAGGAGGAUACAGCAGAUGAGGACACAUCAACAAGUUCUGAGAACUCCCAGCGACAAGAAACCAACAAGGUGAGCAGGAGGAAAGUGUUUUGCCAGAUAACACAGCAUAUUCUGGAAAACCAUGAAAUGUGGACAAGAGUCAUCGCUGCAGAAGCUCAGGAGGAAGCUCAGAAUGAGGAGCCAAACUGCAUCAGCAGCCCCACUGAUCCAAUCACAGCCAUUCACGAGGAAGAGGAAGAGCUAGCAAGCAAGGAGGAGGAGUCAACUGACGGCCUCGAUGAAAGGGAAGAGAUACCGGCUAUAGAGGAAGAAGACAUCUUUCCACAAUCAGAGACUUCGGGGGAAAAAGACAAGGAACCAGAGUGAUAUUAUGAACUUUGUCUUCCUCGUUAAACCAGGAAUCUGAACGUUGUCUAAACAUUUGUAUUUCUUUCCUAACUAAACUCUUGAUAUGGUAGCCAGCACAUCACUUCGACACAACACUGUAGAAGAUAUCUGGGGUAAUAUGUGCCUAACAAAAACCUGAGUUUGAGGACAGGGAUUAUGCAUGCCCAGUUUAUCUGUUGAGGGAAGAGAGGUGCAAUGAGCAAAAGAAAAAAAAAUAUUGGGACUGUACUUGUUUUUGCUGUAGUGUUUGAUUUAGUCUGGAUCGGCUGCCCUCACCCAGGCUGCCCGUCCCACUACAGGCUAACCACGCAGAUUCACAGAUUCAUUCCACCAGUGAGUAAUACACUGUCACAACCACCCCCCCCCCCCCCUUCUUGUUGCACUGAGCCACUCAGCUGGUGGAGGAUGUGCAACAAGUCCCUUCUCCGUGAAGACAAUGGGAUGAAAGCCAGGGGAAAAGCUGUGUCCAUUGGGGCUCAGCCGUGUGGAUUUCAGAGGGAGACGGGGAAAAAGGCCCAGUUGUAGUACAUUGUGAAUACGGACAUACACCCACACAAGCUUCACACACACGCACACAAUGCUACUGUAGAAUCACAUUCCAUUCUCGGAACAGAUAAGAAGUUUAACAAAGAACCCUGUUGCUCUAAAAGCUUUAUUCUCGCUCAAGGAAAAACAUACAAAACAAGGGUUUUGUUCAUGUACUACAAUGUUUGUCCGCAUGUUCUCUCCCUGUGUUUUCUUACAAAAGUAAGUCCAGCACACCUACACGUUUCAAAGCCACACAACUCAGGAAGGCAGAAAUCCAUAGAGAAAAAAUGACCUGGACAGGACGUGUAGCUUCCUUGUCCUUUUACUUGCCGCUUUUACAAGAUCUUCUUUCUAUGCUGUUUGUGAUGCUUUUGAAUUACUCAGACACGUGGUGCCCUUUGUGAAAAACAAAGGGCACCACAAGGAAAACAAGGUAAUAGAUCACAUUAUACUGUAGAACACAACUCUAUUGAAUUACUGCUUUUUAAGUGUAAGCUCCCCUUAUGCUACAACACUGCAGAUCAUACUGUUAAUUACAUCAAACCAAUUUACAAGACACAAAACUAGCUAAUAAGGUCAUGUGUUUUGUCAAGAAAAUAUAAUUUAUAUUCACAUGUUAUGCCACUUUCUAACUAAUGACCAGAAUUAUUUCUUCUUUGCAAUAUCAUUUAUAGCUGGUAUGUACUGUAGGCCAAUUUUUCCCGAAGUAAAUGAAUCCAGUAAGCCAUAGUGGCCCGGGAAAGAGUUACCUCACAGCUCCAAAUCACCCGAGAGGAUUAACCUCCCUCAUACAUAAAAAAAUCCAGGGGUUGCUGUGUACCCGCUAAAAACGAUUCAAUCAGAUACAAAUCCUUCAUUUGUUAUGUUGCACCAAAUUGCAAAGACCCAUUUUUUUUUUAAGCCUUGCUUUAAGGAAUAACACAAAACAAGGGUCACAGCUGCAUAAAUGUCUAUUGAUAAUUCAUAUAUAAUAUUAGUUAAUCCUUUUUAAAGUCAAAUUUAGAAUUGACGAAGUGUAAAACUGUAAUUUUCUGUGAUACUGUCAGGGUUUUCUUAACUAACACUGAGGAAAUCAAAAUAUGUUGUACAUUUAGUUAAUCCUCAAGGAGAGCCAAUAAAAAAGGGAUGUUAGAAUUUUACCAACACAGGUAAGGAGAUAAAAGUGGUUUGAAAAAGGCUGUAAUUGAAGAUGUCUGUAUUCUGCAUGGUUUCUUUUUAAAGUAGCAUAUACUGUAAUGGGCAAAAAAUAUAGAAAAUAUAGAGUUAGAGAAUGUUUCGUUGAGAUCUUAUCAUAGGUCAGCAGACCUGGAUUUUUUUUCUCCAUUGGCAGUCCUUACCAAUGACACGGUGUAUGGCCUAACAAGGUGUCUUUGCUCUCCUUUGAUGUUCUCAGAGAAUGAGACUGGUGGCGAUGGAGAAGAGUGUGAACACGGAGAACAGCCUUAGUAAUGAGACUUAGUAAUGAGAGAGGAAGGAGGAGAGGGAGAAGCCUUUUCGCCUGACUUGUAGUUGCUUAUGACAAGUCAAGGGGGGGGGGGUCUUAGAUCCUUUUCACAUUUCAGUAGAUUCCUCUAGAUGUAAGCCUUUGAAGAUGAGCCAUUUAGGUCGGAUUCCAAAUCAUGUGAUGAUAUACGUCUCCAAGUCUGCAAAAUGUAUUACACAGAUACUCAGUACAGUGUAUUUGAUCUGACAUUGGCAAAGCUACGCAGCACUGGGGAUUCAGGUUCAGAGAUGUAUAGAUGCUUUGUGUCUUCACUUACUGAUGUGUAGCAGUCAAUGUGUCAAAAUUGCAAAGUGAAUACAGGCACACUUUAACACAAUUGAAAGACUUUUGGGGAUUUUGACAGCACUUUUGGUAGAAGCUGCCUUAAGGCUUGCUCAGGAGGCGAUGUAGGCUGAUAAAUCACAGCAUGUGCUUCUAUCUGAGGGGCUUGUUAACAGAGGUAUUUAAGUUCAUUGAUAUGUUAUUUUUCUUCAGCUCUGUAGCAGGUAGGGAAUUUGCAAGAAAGCAGUCGUGGAAUCUCUGAGGCAACAUAAAAUGCCCAGGAGAAUUGUGAUUAGUUCAUUCACAAAGAGCAUUAGAUAGAAAUGUAAACAUCCACUAAGGAUACCAAUUAUACUUAAUUACAUUUAAUUAUUUAAAUGCACUGGACAAAAACAGCAAUCUAUUGAAUAGGCUUGUUUGCAGACACUAUCUAAGUUUUGUUCUGGCUGAACCUGCCCUACUGUGACCCAAUUUCUUAACUCAAUUAGAGUUUUACUAACUUUAAUACUGUCUAAAUCCUCAGCUGUAUCCAUUGCACUGUUAUCAAAACACCCAUUGUGCAAAAGAGGGCUCAACUGUGCAACCUAAUGCCCUUGACUGCUUAUUUCCUUUGUACGGAGAAGGGUGCAGUGGUGAGAAUGUUUUCACUGCUAUAAAAAAGAAAGCCUGUGCUCGUCGAUGCCUGAGCAUAUUGUUAGUGUUUCAGAUCCAGCUGAGAGGAAAAAAAAACAGGUUUAUUUAUUGUAGCACUUUUUAACAACAGGGAAGUUUGAGUUUAUUUAUAAAAGACAUAUUAUGCAUCAAAAAAAGAAAAACAAGUAUAUACAAAAAGACACAUUUGAAUGAAUAAAAUAAAAUGAAAGAUAAAAAAGCUAGAACAGAUUAAAACAAAAGUGUCAAACUCAGUGCUGCUUCUCCAUUUUUAGUUCUGACUUUGGGGACGGUAAGCAGACCUGACGCUUCAUGACGGAGCAGAAGAUAAGGCUUUUAUUUUGGCCCUAAAGCCAUUCGGUGCUUUAUAGACCAACAAACAAAUAGUCAAUUCCUUGACACACAGGAGGCCAGUGUAACAAUCUGAGAGCUGAUGUCGUCUCUCUUGGUUUUAGUGAGGACUCAGCGUUCUGAGGCAGUGCAGACGUCCCAUCGAUCCAAUUCUACAUCCUGCUGAGACUCAAACCUUUUAUUUUUGAUAUAAUCUUAUCGUGAUAGUAGAAUUAUUUGGUAAUUUUCUUAAGGUGGAUUUCAAAAUGUAGGUCUGACUCCAUGACUACACUUUUGAGUUCAUUAUUUCAGAUAUUUAUAUUCAGUCAUUUUUUAAUUGGCGAAAGAUUUCAUUGAGUUUCUCUUAUAAAACGUUGUCGGAAGUCCUUCCAGCUUUGCUAAAUUACCCCCUGCAUUGAUGUGGCUCAGUCCAUAAUGAAAGGAGCAAAUGUUGCUUGGCAACAGAAAAAAAGGAAAAGAGAAAGGUGUUAUCAGACCCCUGAAAAAUGUACGUCUUAUCUGCCAAAACGUAGUUUGUAGUAUAGCAAGUUCAUUUAUAUUUAUACAUGUCCCCUGCUGGACCUUAUGUCUUCCAAUAGCCUGUCCUUGCAUUGGCUUCUCAUGAUAAGUUUAUCUGUAGUGGUGAGAAUGAUCUGCACACCAGCUGAUACACAACUAUGUAAGGCAACCACAUGGGUCUUUUAGUUGAGCCUUUUUGAAGCUCUGUAGAUAUCAAAUUUCAGUUUAAAAAUGACACAAACUGUAAAAAGCUUUCUGUAAACAACAGGAAGUUGUGGCACUCAUGAAUGAGCUAUUGCUCCAUGCACUGUAAAUACGCGACGCACCGUAUAGUAUAUAUCGAGGCCUCACUUGCAAUCUAUUGUGCAUACUCUUGCAAUGGAUUUUUUCUUAUAUCUCACAUUUGCACCAUCCCAUGCCUACUUCUGUUUGGGAAUUUGUAGAUUUUCUCCCACUCCUUUCCCUUUAUUAGCUUGAAUUCUAACUGAUCAGAGAAUUCAAAGCUCACUAGGGAUCCAGUUAGUCAAAAUAGACACUUCCCUUCCUCUGAUCUCCCUUUCCAGCCCUGCCUCACUAACUGUAUACACUGCAGUGCAGCAAUCAAAGAGACGGAAUCAAAGCUGUGAUAUAAUUUGUUGUCGUUAUUCUUUUUGUUAACAAUCUGAAGCUGUGUGUCGCCAUUGAGGGGUUUUUUUGUCAGACAUAAGGAAAGGUUUCCUCAAAUCUUAAAGAGUAGCUUUCUUCAUCUUCGUUGGCUGGUUUAAUAAGUGUCUUGUGAAAUGUAAAGUAGGCUACAAAUGAUUAAGUGAAACGUUUUCAAACUUUUUUGGUAUGAUCCCAGUUUUGCAGUAACUUUAACCCAACCCUGCAGUGAUGUCAUGGUGUACUGACACACCUUGAAGUACACUUGUACAUCACUGCAGAGAAAGGUUAAACCACCUGAGGUCAGCAAAAACUUUUUUUGAGAGGAUGAUGAGUUGCUCUUUGAGUUUGUUUGACGCCCUUCCUUUUGGCCCUAUUAAAUAUCAACUACCCGCUGGCUCUCAAAAUUCUUUAUUUUCCUCAGAAAUAUUCUUGGCAACCAAACAUGAAAGCUCAUUUGACCAGUUUUUUUUAAUUAUCUGAGUGUCUCUUGGCAACAUCAGUGGCCAGAGACAUCUCGUUUUACAUCGUCUUUGUGUAAAAACUGGGACAGAACUCAACAAAAGAACAGGGUCCAUGACUAAAUUAUGUCAGUUCAUCAAAGCCAGUAUCAGUAGUUUCUUUUAAAUAGGGACGAGUAGAAGGCGAUUGCUGCACACUGAAUUAACUUGUGCAAACCAAAGAAACUUUAUGAACUCUGUCUUUUUCUGUGAUUUGCACAAAAAAGAGCCCUAAAAGGAGCAUGUUUCUUGCAUCUUCUUAUUUUUCAGUGUGAUUCGGAACCUAAGAAGGAUGUCUGGAUAUGCUUAGACUUGGUAACAAUUCUCAUGUACAGACAGAGAAGAUUAAAGCAUAAGAAACGUUCAAGCAUUGAUCUAACAGACGGUGUAGUAUUUUGAUGUCACUGCAUUGUGAUAGGCAGCAGUAGCACUACAGUGGACCUGGCAGACUGUUCUGCUCUCAGACUGAAGCCCUUUCUUUUGAUGGUUUGAACCAAAAACAUUCAUUUUUGUAUUGUUUGUUGUUUCAGCCAAUUUAAAGGGGGCUUUGCUCCUAUGCCAUACCAUUUUCACAUGUAUGUCUAUACUCUUUGAAUGCUACAUUCUUCAGCUUUCGGUGUUCGUCACAAAGGAAACCAAAACAAACUUUUUUUUCAUCUCCUUUAAAGCAACACAAACAAGACUAGUAUGUUUAUUUUUUAUUUUCUACUGUAUAGCAGGCGCUUCACAGACUCAAUUGUUUUCUUCUCACCAGUAUCUUGCACUUGUAGCAAUACACAUGUAGCAAUACCUACAGGAUGGGACAUUGUGUGAUUCACCAGUAUUUGUUUAAGUGAUAUAUGAUAUUUUAUUUCUGGAUAUGGUUUGGCUUUGUAUAAAACAAAUAUAUACUGUACAGAUUCAAAGUAUAUUAUGAAAAAAAAACUUUUAGAAAAAUAUUUAUUUUUACUGUUUUGUAAUUUAGACACAAUACUGUAGCUCCUCUAUUGCCAGACUUACUGGAAGUGCCUCUCGAUAAUGUAUUACAAAUUAACUAUACAAUAUAUUGGGAUUAUUAGAACCUGUCUCUAGAGCAGUGUUGAUGUUGUAAUGUGAAUAUUGUUGAAUAAUAAGAUUUAUAAAUGCUGCACAUGUGUCUGUCAUUUAUCCAAGUUUCAUUUUGACUAGGACAUUUUUAUAACAAAUAGUGAAAUGUAUUUUUUAGUCCGGUGGUCCAGAAAAGUCAACUUGUCAUAGUAAAGCAAAGCCUAACUAACAUAAAGGACAGCUCCCUGCAUUUGGCCUAUUUAAUAGUUGCUCGGA
Molecule: messenger RNA, 10027 nt
Organism: Trematomus bernacchii (emerald rockcod)
Lineage: Eukaryota; Metazoa; Chordata; Actinopteri; Perciformes; Nototheniidae
Product: cGMP-inhibited 3',5'-cyclic phosphodiesterase A-like
Exons: 15
Coding region: 320-3769 (1149 amino acids)
Biological process (GO): oocyte maturation; positive regulation of oocyte development
Cellular component (GO): cytosol
Molecular function (GO): 3',5'-cyclic-AMP phosphodiesterase activity
Source: RefSeq, a predicted model, not a curated record